Rhizophagus irregularis DAOM 181602=DAOM 197198 is the source of this 411-nucleotide messenger RNA. NCBI's taxonomy places the organism in Eukaryota, Fungi, Glomeromycota, Glomeromycetes, Glomerales, Glomeraceae. The record is from RefSeq and is a predicted model, not a curated record.
AUGGGAUUCGGUUGGAUAAUAUCUUCUCCGACCGUUAUCAAUCUUUCACACAAUGGUUCACUCGAACAUUGCGUUAGUUCAACUCGCGCCGAAUCUUUUACUAUUAUAUUCAGUAUUCUUUUGAUUUGCCCACGAAAUAGUACCGUCUACUAUAUUCAUACUGACUCUCAAGCAACUAUACAUACUUUCAAUUCUUUAUACUCACACAAAACUACACCGCGUCGAUUUCAAAAAAUUAAUAAUUGUUUGACCUGGCAAGCCAUAAAACACAUUAUUGAACAAUUACGUUUAAAAGUUUCGCUGGUAAAAGUGCAAGCACAUUCAGGAAUCGAACACAACAAGGUGGCUGAUUUACUUGCUAAAGAAGGUUGUUUAUUACUCUAUGCACGUCAAUCAAUAAAAAAGGCCUAG